CUCUCUCUCUCUCUCUCUCUCUCUCUCUCUCUCUGUUGUUUUAUAAAUAAAAUAAAAUAAAAAUCAGAUUUUUGUUAGCAUUCUACACUCUCUUUGUAGAAUAGAAGAGAGAAAAGUGGGAGCGGUUUUGGAUUGUUUGGACUUUUUGGACGUCCGUGAGGAAAACCAACGCUUUUUCAUUUCUAUACAUUGAAGGAGAGACCUUUUCAAGUUUCAGCUUUUGCAGAGAAGGAGAAUAGCUUUCUAUCUUUCCUUCUCUUCCUCAUUGUUUCUAGCUGGCUGUUGCUGGUGGAAUGGAAUGAAACCCUUACUGGGUUUUACUUUAGUCUGCAAGUUAAAAGCUUAAUAUUCGCUACACCGAUUGGAUUCUUUUGUCCAAGAAACAGGCAACAUGCUCUUCAUUGAAUGGCUGUUUGAUUUAUUGAAACUUGAGAAAUUCGGGCUCUAAAGUUCCCAUUUCAUAUUUAUGUUGUGACUGAUGGACCUGGUGGCCUUGUGCUGUGAAGGUGGUCUAUGAUGCAAAAUGAUACAUAGGUGAUUAUGCAUAUUAUUCGAGUAAUGCUAGUUAGUUUUUGCCUGAUGAUGUGCAGUUUCAUUGCUCAAGACAUUUUAACAUCGGUGGAUAGACUGUUGGUAGGAGUUCCCAGUAAUUGACCAAAAGGCACUCUUAGCUAUAGUUAUUUGCCAUUAAGUUAAAUUCGGAUAAAGAUGGACCCGCACAAUUCAAAAGCAAAUGGAAAAGUCAAUGGUUUUAGACACUUUUAUUCUUCUGAGCAGCUAGAUCAUUUAACCAAGGUGGAAAGCUUAUCUGAUUCUUAUCGAGUGCUUGCUGAUGGAGAUACUGGAUUGGAUAAACAGAAGCAUGGUUCUAUUUCUGACCCUGAAAUCAGCAGUUGUGAAUCUGCACAAUCAACAGAAAUUGAAAAUAACUGUUUAAAACAUGAUCGUAUGUCUUCCACUCAUUGCACCAAAGAAAAUGCUGAUGAGUUGACUGUAUUAUCCUCUGUUGUUUCUCCAUCAAGAAGUUCAGAACCCAAGAAAAAGAAUUUUGCUCAAGGAACAUGCAAGGUAGUACUAGGGAGUGAAAAUCCAGAUGAUGGAUCUGCAUCUUCCCCUACAGGUAUUGAUUCGACGCACAACAUUUCCAUGAAGAGUGAUGUUAGCUCAGAGGGCCGACAAGCUCUUGGAAAAGAAACAAAUGAACCAGCAGGUGGAAGAAUGAAUCGGUGUUGGCUAGCUUCUGAGGAAGAUGGAUUGAAGACAGUGAUGGCGGCAGCUUGUUCCAGUAAGCAACUAAAAACUGAGUCCUCCUCUUCCAACUCAAUACGCACCAACCUUCCAGCUUCUUCAAAUGACAGCUGUCAAGAAAUUUCAGUGGAUGCCAAGUCAUGUGAGCGUAGUAAGCACAGCAGUAUUGAUGUUUGCACAUGUACUGGCUUAAAUUGCUGCAUGGAGAAACCUGCAGUCAAAAGUUCACUAUUGGGUAUGACUCUGCAAAUUAGUUGCAAGGAUGGCCUGAAUGUUACUGCCUUUUCACCUGGAAAGCAAGACCAGACAUGUGACUUUUCAGAAAUUGUUGGAAAUGUUGAAACAAGAGUCUGUGAUAAGCUUGUAGAGAUAAUUGGAGAUGAAAAUCCUGUGGUGUUGGAGAAAAGCAAUCUUCAAAAAUCCAUUUCACCUGAGGAGGAAGAUACAGAGUUUGCUAAACCGAAGCAUUGCUGUGAGCUAAAUGGUUCUAUAGCAGUGGUCCAGAAAGAUGCAGGAGAUGCAGAACACGAGGCUGGGAUAUACAAGGAAGCCUCAGGAAGUUGUUGUUCUUCUAUACAAGAAAAAAGUGGUGAGACUGUUCAUUUGAGCUCUGUUGAUUCCAUAGUUUCUAAAUGCUUAACAGAAUCCGGAAGCAAAAUCCAGUAUGGCAAUAAAAGAGAUAGGUAUCAUAGUGUUGCUUCGACAAAAGGUGAGGUCAAAAAGUUGUGCUUAGAGGUAAAAGAGCCAUCAGAAUACCGGGAUAACACGAAGAAGCACAAAGCUAAUGAUGGUACUCAUGGGCAGGCUUCGUCUCCCCUUACAACAAAAUCAGAAGAUAUGAGAGUUAUUAACCAGCAACAGGCUAAUUAUUUUUCUGGAAUUGAUCUUAAUGAAAAUAUCUUUGCAAAUGAAAUGGACUACAACAAACAAUCAAUCAAAGAAGAACCUUUUCGUGCAGAAUUUGUGUCAAAGCCAACACCUGUGAUUGCUAAAUCUGGAAUGCCUAUAUGCUUACCUAAACUCCAUAUACAACUUGAUGGGAGUGCAGGUGGCUGGAGGGGACCUGCCGCAACUAGUGCUUUCCGGCCAACUCCAUUUUCUGACAGCAUAAAUAGGGUUAAGGCAUCAUCUCCCCAGGACAGUCACAAUCACUCUAAAUCUUCUCAGGUCACUGGGAUUGACCUCAACAUUGUUGCUGAAGGAGGUGACGGUGACAUUGAAUUGCUUUCGGAGAAAUGUUCCCAACCAGGGUCCUCUGUGGAGAUUGGUUCACUUCGAGUAGGAAAGUUCAAUAUUGACCUCAAUUAUAGUAGUGAAAUUGAUGAAAAUUCUCGUCAACCAUUUCCACCAGCAACACUAUCAAGAAACUAUUCCAAGGAUUUUGAUUUGAACAACAGCCCAACAUCUUUAGACACCUGCAGUGAUUCUCACCUGCUGGCACUAAGAGAUGGAGCAUCUGGAGAUCGUGUAGUUACUUUCUUGGGAAAUGCAAGACAGCUAGAAUCUAACAAUGUAGGAUUACCAUACCAGGCAGAUUUAAGCCCUAUCCAGAGCUUUAGUUAUGGUCAGACCAAACCUUUCCUGAUGGCUGCUGCCCCUUCCAUCUUUCCUUCAAUUGAGCAAAUGCAAAAUGCUGUCUCCCUGCAGCAAAGGCCAACUUAUGCAUCAUAUCCACCUCCACCACAUCUUCCACCUCAAACAUUUAUAUGCAAUAAUGCAUUCUUCAUUGACCCGAAUAACCGCUUAUCCACAAAUGUCUAUCCUCGUUCUCCCAUUCCUGCAUUUGUUUCCCAUAUCUUAGGUUCAAGUGCACCCUCUGCCUUCUCUGGGGCCUCAUAUCUCAUGCAUUGUCCUGAUGGACCCAGCUCCAAUGACAUUGCAUUACUAAGGCCUAGUUUUGAUCAAAGUGGAGGGAUAUCUUCAUCGGAAAGUGCGAGCUGGGGAGACAAUAGAAAACAAUUGUUUAUUCCCGUAAAUAAUGGAACAGAAAACCAAAUCAGAGCUUUACAUCAACUUGCUUUGUCUGCUGCACCCAUAAAGAGGGAACCAGAUGGAGGAUGGGAAUCUCACCAGCUUGGCUUUAAGCAGAUGACUUCAUGGCGCUAAGUUUCCACUUUCCAAGACUAUCAGCAUCUAACUGGAGCAUUUCUAGUCAGUAUUAUCUUUUACGUUCUAAUUUGCUGUUGUAGUUAAAUUGUUUAUCCUGGCCACAGUAUCGAAUUGCAGUUGGAAAAUUUUGGCUUCCACAACUAUGAGCUGGGAAUACAUGUCCCAACUGCAACUCCAUUCAAGGUUCUGUACAUGUCAUUUUACAUUUGACAAAUAUAGAUACCGAACAUUCGAUUUUGCAUCAGUUCUUUCUUUUAGCAAAGAGAAAAUAUGUACAGAGACAAAGAUAUCCAGUUUGAUUUUUGUCAUUUUUAUUUUAUAUAACUUAGUAUGCUUUUAGGAAAAA
Messenger RNA from Jatropha curcas, 3703 nucleotides. RefSeq lists its product as uncharacterized. Lineage: Eukaryota; Viridiplantae; Streptophyta; Magnoliopsida; Malpighiales; Euphorbiaceae. The record is from RefSeq and is a predicted model, not a curated record.